AUGCUCAACGUCGUCGAUCCCAUGGCCGACUCGCAGUUCACUGGGCCCAAUAGGGUCGCCAUUCCACGACCACAGGUCGGGAUCGAGAGACUAGCUCCUCGCCGCCAGACGAAUGAGCCGCGAGAGUCUAUGAACUGCAAGUCGUGUCGCAAGAGAAAGAUCAAAUGCAACAGACUGCGACCAUCCUGUGAGGCAUGCCAGCUCUUCCAGUGCCCUUGUGUAUACGAUGCCGUACCGAAGAAGCGAGGACCAAAGACCGAUGUUUUAGAGGCACUUCUUAAGCGGGUUGACGGCCUCGAGGCCAAGCUCAAAGAAAAGAAUGCGGAAGACGGCACAGAUACAGGCGCAGAGUCGUCAGAGGCUCCAAGCGCGGAACCCGAAGAAACAGGCCGAUCCGAAGCUAAUGAGCCACCUCCGAAGCGCUUUGCGAUCGCAUUAGAGAAGUCUCCCUCCGGAGUUGCUGAGCCUAGAUUUGCCAGUUCGGAGACAGCUUCUGCCGACUGGCCCGCCACUCUCGAUGCCACUGUACCAACGGAAGCUCUUAUCAACGCAUAUUUCACGACAAUCCAUGGGAAACCUUAUUUUAUUGUUGACGAGUCUACGAUACAUCAGCGUAUGCAGCUCAAGCAGCUACCGCAAUAUCUAGUCGAUGCCAUGUGUGCCUCGGUAUCCAAACUCUCUGCUCAUCCAAAGGGACACUUGGCAGCUGUACAAGCAAGCCUGGACUUGGCCCUUCGCGCACGGCAAGCCAUCGACCUGGACGAAAUAUCAAUGGAAGCAAUACAGGCACUCCUUUUGAUCUGUCUGACUUUCAUCAUGGUAGGCAAGGGAGCCAAAGCUUACAUGGCAUUAAAUAAUGCUAUUUCCAUGGCACUUGGUCUCGAGCUGCACAGAGAAAUGGAUACCCAAGCCCAAGUUACGCAGGCAGAGCGCGAAACGCGACGCAGGCUAUUUUGGACUUGCUAUCAGCUUGAUAGACUACUAGUAUGUGGCUCAAAACGGCCUGGUCUCAUAAGCGACGAUGCCAUUGUCCUUCGACUUCCCUCAUGGUCGUCUAAGCCCUCUUCAGCACCCACCGAGGGAGAAUUCUUCCACUGCGGCUCAAAUUUGCAGUAUUUGCAGGGCAGUGGAAAGAAAUCCCAGGGCAGCAGCGGCAUGCUUAUUGACAUUUGCCGCAUCCUCGGCAUUACAAGCAAAUAUCUCGCGGCUGGUGGUGUCAAGGGCGAUUCCCAUUUUCCGUGGCAUUCGCUUUCAAAUCUGUCCAAGAUUCGACAAGACCUCGACACAUGGGCCUCUGGAACCAACAACGCCUUUGCUACCAUCGAGUCUUUAUUUGGCCAGUCUGAUGCCACUGCUCUGUUCAUGAGCAAGAUGCUAUAUCACCUUAUCCACUGCUUGAUUUACCGCCCAUUCCUGCCUAUCGACCUUGCCGAGCUAUCUGGAAAUGGCCAGCACCAGUCUUGGCAAAUCGAGGCCACUACCAUGUGCUUUUUGCAUGCAAAUGCCAUCACGGAACUUGCAGAUCUUGCAAGGCAAACUGGACGCAUUCAGAUGCCAGGCAUGACUGGCUACUGCAUCUUUACCGCCGCAACCGUCCAUGUACACGGGAUUCACUACAACAAGUCGCCCAGUAAUGGUGACAUGGCCGUUUUUUUGCCUUCUUCGGAGCUCUUGGCGAAAGCAAGAGAAAUGCUUUCCGGUUUGCGAUAUAUCUGGGCUGCCGUUGAACAACAUCGGGAAAACCUAGAAGAGAUCUGUGUCAUGCACGGGAGACUCGUUAAUGCGCUGGCCUCCAAUUCUAUUAGAUAUACUCCUGGAUUCCAGCUUGAAGAUCAUUUCGACAGGUAUUCGAACGUUGGAGGAUCUGACGGAAACGGCCGCCGGAUAGACGGCACGAGCUUCCAUUUGAAAAAUAUCUCUACAUCAUUCAUGGCCGAUCCAUAUGCCUCCCAAGUUGUGUCGGGCAUCCUGCAGCAGUCAGCCCUAAAGCGCAAGAAUACUGGCACAUCGAGCCAAGGCCGAACAGAAAUGAUACAUCAAUCGCCUACUUCUGACGGUGCUACAUUCUACCACAAUCGAGAUCUGUCUGGCCACUCUGGACACACAUCUGAUGCAAGUGCGCAGGGCGUUGCGCAAAUGCAUGGACAUGAUGGUCAAGGACAUCACACCAAUACAAUACGUAGCACAAUGGAAGGGUAUUCAAUGAACCCUGCUGGGACCAGCACAGCAGGAAUGAGCGCAUAUUCCUUCUCGCCGGCGACAAUGACAGCGUCGUCGGGCAUGGCUGCGCUAUCAUACAGCCCGGCAUACAGCUACAAUGCCCCAAUGGGAAUAUCUGGCAGCCAAGCAAUAAUUGGACCAGGGACACCCUCGUACGAUCCUAUGUUUGGUACCAUACCGACAAACGCAUAUGGCAGCCCAGCUGCGUGGCAUGGGGUCGAUGUAAACGGCCAACAUAGAAACCAGGCUGGCGCCACUGUUCCAAGUCCGAGCACAAAGAGCAACACAGGCAGCACCGGAACCCAAGGAGACGAGAAAGACCCGUUCAUGACGCUCCUGGAGCAGCUAGCCGAGAACGAGCAGCGUUUCAACAAUGGAACAGGAGAGCUUGAUUUCUUUCUCGCAGGAGCCGGCGUCGAGACGAGAUAA
This is a messenger RNA of Akanthomyces muscarius, 2649 nucleotides long. RefSeq lists its product as uncharacterized. Gene Ontology annotation, molecular function: zinc ion binding; DNA-binding transcription factor activity, RNA polymerase II-specific; DNA binding. Lineage: Eukaryota; Fungi; Ascomycota; Sordariomycetes; Hypocreales; Cordycipitaceae. The record is from RefSeq and is a predicted model, not a curated record. The coding region runs from base 1 to 2649 and encodes 882 amino acids. Gene Ontology annotation, biological process: DNA-templated transcription; regulation of DNA-templated transcription. The transcript is spliced from 5 exons. Gene Ontology annotation, cellular component: nucleus.